AUGAAGGCCUUCAUUGUACUAGCACUCUGCUGUAGUUUUUUCUCUAGCAAAGCCAUUCCUCUUGAAUUUGAGUUUUCGGACUGUGAUGACCCUGAUGUCUUUAAAGCUGUUGAUGCAGCACUGAAGAAAUACAAUGGAGACAUGGCGACUGGUAACCAAUUUGCUCUAUACGUGGUGAUGGAAGCCAAGAGAACUGCAGGUCCUGACCCACAGUUCUAUGUAAAAUACAGAAUACUUGAAAGUACUUGCAGCACUGAGGAAAACAAACACUGGCAACACUGUCAUUACAACGUAUCUGCAGAGGCUAAAACAGGAGAAUGCACAGCUCGAGUUCAUAUGAAUGAUGCUGAUAAAACAACUAAUGUUUCACAAGAGUGCAAAAUUUUCUCAGAUGUGUCAAAGAUAAGACUUACUGAGGCUCCAUGUCUUGGAUGCUUUCAUCAUAUAUCAAAUGAUGGUUCAGAAGUGUCAGAAAUUCUGAAAAAAGCCAUUCAGAAGUUUAACAAGCACAGUGGUGAACUUGCCCUUUUUAAGCUUGUGGAAAUAAAAGAAGCUAAGAGACAGGUGGUAGCUGGAUGGAAUUACAUAAUUAGAUAUGAAAUAGAGGAGACUAAUUGCUCCAAAGACCAAUUUCAAGAUUUAACUCCAGAAUGCAAGGUCACUUCUAGAGGUCGUGUAGCUAAGUGUGAGGCCAAAGCGUUUCAGAAUCUUCAGGCAGAGAUCGUGGAUACCACCAGUGACUGCAGCCUUCCAGUUGAAGAAAAGGUAGUUGCUGCCAUUUGCCUGGGUUGUCCAAGAACUAUCCCAAAUGACAGUCCAGAACUGAAGGAACCACUGAAGGUUUCUAUUGAGAAGUAUAACUCGGAGAGCAGCGAUGAUUUCUACUACAAAGGUGGAGAAAUACAAUCAGCAACAGUUCAGGUGGUUGCAGGAAAAAAGUAUCGAGUAAAAUUUACAGUCUGGAAGACAAACUGCUCUAAGAGCGAGUUUGAAAAACUUAAUGAAGACUGUACAGCCACAUCAAACAGUACAUCACUGUCAUGCAAUGCACAAAUUCACGUGGUCCCAUGGGAGAAUAAAAUCUAUCCCCAGGUGAACUGCACUGAAGAGCAGCAAGUGUUGUUCUUUGCAAGAAGGCCUCCUGGAUUCACACCUUUCCGGAGCACAAUGAUGAUACUAAGCCAGCCACAUGCAGUUUCAUCUGCUGAUAAAAAUGAAGGAGAAAGUCAAAGCCCUAGCACAGAAACGAGGAAAGACGAUGGACAGGAACCAGAAGGUGAAGAUCGCUCAGAAUCUCCUCGCCCCAGAUGUCCUGGAAAACCAUGGAAACAACUUGUGGGCUUUCCAGCCCCUCCUAGCUUUCCCAGAGAAUUCACAAUUGAGGAUCUCUUGCCUUCUGCAGCAGAAAACAUCGAUCCAGCUACAGAAAACGAGGAAGACUUUGAUCUCACAGAUGCUUUAGCAUAA
This is a messenger RNA of Cinclus cinclus, 1467 nucleotides long. It is a transcript of the gene KNG1, whose product is annotated as kininogen 1. Gene Ontology annotation, cellular component: blood microparticle; extracellular region. Bases 1 to 1467 code for a protein of 488 amino acids. The transcript has 11 exons. The record is from RefSeq and is a predicted model, not a curated record. Gene Ontology annotation, biological process: positive regulation of cytosolic calcium ion concentration; negative regulation of blood coagulation; negative regulation of endopeptidase activity. Gene Ontology annotation, molecular function: cysteine-type endopeptidase inhibitor activity. Lineage: Eukaryota; Metazoa; Chordata; Aves; Passeriformes; Cinclidae.